AUGGAGCCCGAAGAUGAGAAGAAAAAGAAGCUAAAUGAUGACGUGGUGGUGUUUAUGCGCAAACGUAGCGAGACUGAAGCACCUCGGUAUACCGCCCGCUUGAAAACCUACGUUGAUUUUCAACAAAAGCGUCGGCGAGCCGCUGCUGCACGGCGCCACUCUGAACAAGGCCACCACCACGAUAGGAAACCAACAUCCGCCUCGAAGAAAAAGAAUGAAGGCGAACAAAAAGAUAAAGCUCAGGAUAGUCAAUUCACACCCAUUAACUCUUCUUCCAGAGAACAUGCCGGGAAUGAUGAAGACCGCAUGAGUAGGAGUAGACGCGGCGGGGGAGCUGGCGCUGGCGGUGAGAAGUGUGUACAUCGUACUCGGUCGUUCUCCCGUGCCUCGUCCGGCGAGCCGUCCGACCGAUGCGGCCGCCGCCGUCGACGCAAGACAUGCUGCCCUCGUCGUCGCCGCCGUCGAUCGUGUUGUCCACGUCGUCGUCGUCGUCGCAGCUGCCGCCGCAGACGGCGACGCAGCUGUAGCCGACGCCGCCGCCGCCGAAGCUGCCGGCGCAAGCGACGCCGCCGUUGCCGCCGCCGUAGACGUCGCCGCUGCUGA
Molecule: messenger RNA, 603 nt
Organism: Spodoptera littoralis (African cotton leafworm)
Lineage: Eukaryota; Metazoa; Arthropoda; Insecta; Lepidoptera; Noctuidae
Source: the annotation of a GenBank genome assembly